Chaetomium strumarium is the source of this 1623-nucleotide messenger RNA. RefSeq lists its product as uncharacterized. The record is from RefSeq and is a predicted model, not a curated record. NCBI's taxonomy places the organism in Eukaryota, Fungi, Ascomycota, Sordariomycetes, Sordariales, Chaetomiaceae. Bases 296 to 1366 code for a protein of 356 amino acids. The transcript is spliced from 2 exons.
AUGGCCGGGAGUGCGACGCUGCAACCAGUUGGUAAAACAAGCCAAGCCGAAGGAGGAAGCGAUGUGAUGGCAGGCAACAUAAGACAGUGGGCGUCCCAAAUAUAAGGAAACCGCCGCAUACUUUUUUCGGUCCCUCGGACGAUGGCCCCGCAGCAACAGCCCAUCCAACCCCUAUUCUCACAUGUUUCGCCGGACGAGCAUCAAACCAUCAUUACGCUGCUGAGCGGCAGUCGACGAUAGCCAGGCGGUUAGGUUGUUGAGGUUCGAGAGCGAUCUUACACUAGGUACCGACAGGAUGGUGCGGUGGAGCACAAGACAGACCGUGGUGGGCUCCCUGGAGGGGUGCGAGGUGGUGACGGUGCUGGUGGGCGACGAGCAGCGCGAGUUCACGGUACACCGGAAGCUGCUGUGCGACAGCUGCGCCUUCUUCCAGUCGUACGUCGACGCCAUCCCCUCUCCAGCAGCCUCAUCAAAAUCAAGAAAAAGCGGCGGCAACGGCCAGGAUGAGCACGACAACAAUGACAAUGACGACGACAAUGGCGACGACGACGACGACGACUCGGUGCUGUGGCUGCCCAACGAGGCGCCCGACAUGUUCGAGCUCUUCGUGCUGUGGCUCUACCAGCGCAAGCGCUUCCACACCUUCCUGGACCACGCGCUGCUGGCGCUGACGGCCGACGACCGGCGCGCCAUGCGCACCAACCUCGUGCGGCUGCACCUGUUCGCGGCCGUCAUCGACCUGGCGGCGCUGCAGGACGCGGCCAUGGACGCGCUGCAAGACCUGUACCUGCGCUUCGACUGGGACAUGUCGCCGGCAUUUUUGGCCUUCCUGUACGGCGACUGCGAGGCGGCCCACGCGGUGCGCCUGCGCAAGUGGGCCGUCGCCAUGCUGGCCUGGACGCUGCACGGCGCGCCCGACGGCGGCAGGAAGGAGGCGGCGGCGCAGGUCGAUCGCCUCUUCGCCGCCUACCCGGAGCUCAAGGCCGACUACGGCAUGCACCUGCACAAGAUGGCCGAGAGCCGGGCCGACGUGCGCGUCAAGAACCCGCAGUUGCGGCUGCCGGCCAACGAGCUGCGCAGCGGCGAGCGCUAUUUCGGCUUCCGCCAGUGCACCUUCCACAGCCAUCGGGCGACCGUGGGCGAGGGCACCUGUCCGCAUGCGCUGGCGCUGGGGCUGCAUUUGGAGGUGCCGCCGCGGAGGCCGUUGCGGAGGAGGAGGCGGCGGGAGAAGGAGUUGGAGAUGAUGGAGAUGGAAACGCUCGAGGAGAUGGAGUCGGACGUGUCGGAGGAUGCGGAUGCCGAGGAGGCCCCGAUCAUCUCGCCGGUCGGGAACCUGAACGAGAUUUCCUACCUGGACCUGUCAUGACCAACCGGGACUGGCUGGACAGAGCGUCGUCGUCUUUGCCUGGUUGCAGACGGCAGACACUCUCUUUCGAUCUAUGCUCAGGCAAACACCCUUCACUCGCCCGCACCCCCCUGUAUGCACUGCUGUGCCGCCGACGUCGUUCUCGGGGUUAGCUCCUGCAAUAGGAGGGCCGGGUGACUAGACUCAAUCAAGGCUGCAUAAAGCUUGCAAGAUACGCAGGAGGAUGGGUUGAUUGUCUCGGAGUUGGCUAAAGAUCA